This is a messenger RNA of Haliotis rubra (blacklip abalone), 1363 nucleotides long. RefSeq lists its product as uncharacterized. Lineage: Eukaryota; Metazoa; Mollusca; Gastropoda; Lepetellida; Haliotidae. The transcript has 7 exons. The coding region runs from base 105 to 1103 and encodes 332 amino acids. The record is from RefSeq and is a predicted model, not a curated record.
CUCUCGCGAAGUGAGAGAAGAAUUGGCAACGCGGAAGCGGGAUUAAUUCGAAUGCUGAAAAGUGUAACUUAAAGUGAAGAGAUCUGGCUGUGGAGGUUCCAGUGAUGUGUGUACGACGGCGGCGCCGUUUGCUGAUUUACCUGCUGUUUGGGACAGUAGUGUUCAUAGGGGUGUACUACGUCCUUCUCAGGGGACAGCAGAACACACCAGGCAGACAUCGACAUAAAAAUGAUUUUGAUGUUUGGCCAAUUGGAUUACCGAGGAGCACAGAGAGGCCGCUGAGGCCGAUCCCCAUCCUGGUGCCCCAGAUCCAUGUGAAAGAGAUGCCCCCCAUCCUGGUGUCCCCCGACAUGUCCCACGCUGAGGCUGAAGAGAACUUCUUCAAGUUCCUGGAGAACAAAGACGUGAAGUGUAACAACGAUCAGCGCCUUGGACACCAGCAUGACGGAGGUUGGAAUGUCUGCAUGUCUCCUCCAAUGGGGCUGGUACAACCGUGUCUGGUGUACUCCUUUGGCAUCGGCACGGACUGGCAGUUUGAUGAUGCCGUCUCUAAGAUAUAUGGAUGUCGAGUGCUGGCAUAUGAUCCCAGCAUCAACACCCGCGCCCACAACCGAAGCGCCUUGAUUCAGUUCCAGGAGCUGGGCAUUGCACCCAAGAACUUUGAAACUCCUGCAGGUUGGCAGAUGAAGACUCUGGCCCAAUUCCUCAAAGACAAUAGACACCAGAAUACAUAUAUCAACUAUCUAAAGUUUGACAUCGAGUACUCGGAAUGGAAAGUGAUACAAGCAAUGCUGGGAGAAGGAUCUCUCAGGAAUGUCAAACAGAUUGGAUUCGAAAUGCAUUCCCGAGAACUGUUCAAAGUUUCCAAGAUUGAUUUACCAACUGGUACUGAAGACUUUGUUAGAAUGUACCAAAUUUUGCGGAAAUUGGAGCAGCAUAAUUUCCGGAAGUUUAAUUACAGAAAAAACCCAUUUGGAGAGUAUAAAUCCCUCCACACAAAGAAGUUGAGAUCGUGUUGCUACGAGCUGCAUUAUGUCAACAUGAAUCUGUUGAAGCCAAAUGAGACUAUCGUCCAUACAAAAGAUGCCCAAAUGUUUCAUUAGAGGAAAUUUCAUGGAAUUGUGGUGGUCAGAUAGAAAAGGAUGGAAAGGUUGAAAUUCUGUGUUGUGAAAUAUUUAGAAUUCUCUUAGACAUUCCCUCAUCUAAAACUGAUCAAGUUGCCUUCCAUUUGAAGCUAUUUUAAUCUGUUUCCAUGUUCAUAAUAGUCCUGAUAAUGGUAAUAAUACUUCACUAAUAUUGCAUAUUUGAUUCACAUUGGGGUUUUGGUGGUUUUGAUUGUGUGAGUGACAGGUGUUGUCAGUAU